AUGACUUGGCAAAGUCUGCUAGUGCUGGGCGUGUUGGGCUCUUUGCCCCUGGCCUCUUCAGUCCCUGCAGAAAUCCUUGCCCGUGCAACUUCGGCGGCGCCUACUCGAAGCCACCCAACUUCUCAGCCGCAUACGUCGUUUAUUGGGACACCCACCACUACCGGGGCGCUGACUGCUUCUUCUGUUGGCUCGGGUAUCCCUACGGGAAGCGUGGCCCCGGCGGCCACGUCCUACCCUAGUGAUGGCAAGCUUCAUAGUGCCCAGCCGGCGCCUUUUGUUCCUGCGGGAGGCGUCGGGACGAACGGAACGAUUCCUGUAUACAAUGCGAAAAGCGACUUUGACUAUGAAUCUUUGGCUCUCGCUUUGUAUCAAGAAUGGGUUGAACUCGAUCUGUUCCAGGACGCACUGAGGCGUUUCUCCGAGGCCGAUUUCAUGGCUGCAGGACUGACUACCGAUGACCGAGAGUUAAUUGCAUUUAUGGCUCAGCAGGAAGUCGGGCACGCAACCAUGCUCAGCAACAUCCUGGGAUCCAGUGCGCCGCAGCAGUGCAGCUAUGUCUACCCGUAUACAAGCGUGCAGGAGUUUAUCGACUUCGCCCAAAAGGUAACGCGGGCCGGCGAGGCCGGCGCCAACGGGUUCCUGGCUCACCUCGACUCCCGCGAAGCAGCCAUCCUGCUGACGCAGACCCUCACGACGGAAUCUCGGCAGCAGUUGAUCUUCCGCCAGUUCGAGGGCCUCUUCCCCAUGACCGAGUGGUUCGAGGUUGGAAUACCGCAAUCGUGGGCGUGGACGCUACUGGCACCGCUUAUCAGCUCCUGCCCUAAAAACCAGACCCGGUUGGCCUGGCAGAACUUCCCAGGGCUGCGGAUCCUCAACCAGCCCAGCCCGUCCAGCGCCAGCAACGGAAACAACGCUACCGGCCUGAACCAGACGACUCUGCCGGGUGUCAACUCGGCCAGAAUUCCUAGAGUUUCUGGGGUCGCCGCCUCGAGAGCCAACGCGACGUCGGCUGCGGGCGCCCAGUGCAGCCCCGCUGUUGCGACGCGCCGCCCUUCGCCGCUGUCCUUCCCGGGCCGCCAAGUGGCUCUGCAGUGGGAGGCGCCGGGCAAGCCGGUCGGCCCCAACAACAGCUACAUCACGACGACGCAGGCCCGCGGCGCCAAGUAUGUGGUGUGGGUGUCCCAGCUGAACGUGACCUAUACGCCGCUGCGCGUCAAUGGCAAUGGCAACGCUACCACCGGCAACACCACGAAUGGCAAUGCUACCAACGGAAACUUAACCAGUGGCUUCACCACUCAACCCGAUCUGGAGACCUUCCAGGGCGACCCGGCGGUCAACGGGACUCUGUUUAUUGCCAUCACCGAUGACGAUCCGUUUCUCACCCCGUUCAAUCUCAGCCUGAUCAAUACUCACGUGGUGGCGGGCCCUGCGUUGUACCAGGCCGGCUGA
This is a messenger RNA of Penicillium alfredii, 1449 nucleotides long. Its product is annotated as ferritin-like domain-containing protein. The coding region runs from base 1 to 1449 and encodes 482 amino acids. The transcript has 2 exons. The record is from RefSeq and is a predicted model, not a curated record. Lineage: Eukaryota; Fungi; Ascomycota; Eurotiomycetes; Eurotiales; Aspergillaceae.